Lytechinus variegatus (green sea urchin) is the source of this 1790-nucleotide messenger RNA. RefSeq names its product cytochrome P450 20A1-like. The transcript has 12 exons. The record is from RefSeq and is a predicted model, not a curated record. Bases 102 to 1529 code for a protein of 475 amino acids. Lineage: Eukaryota; Metazoa; Echinodermata; Echinoidea; Temnopleuroida; Toxopneustidae. Gene Ontology annotation, cellular component: membrane. Gene Ontology annotation, molecular function: oxidoreductase activity, acting on paired donors, with incorporation or reduction of molecular oxygen; heme binding; iron ion binding.
GUUCCAUACAUCAAGCAGGUGACGUAGGUGGAGAGCGUUACUAAAGUCAUCUGAUUGUUGCCAAUCAUCUCUGUAACAGAAAUACAAGAGGACGCAUCAUCAUGUUAGACUUUGCCAUCUUUGCUGUGACAUUCAUUAUUCUCCUUGUUGGUGUACUGAUAUACAUUUAUCCAACAUCUCCUCCAAAGGCUACAACUGUACCAGGGCUUGAACCGUCGGACCCGGUGAAAGGGAAUUUAGAUGAGAUAGGUGAUGCCGGCAGUCUUCAUCAAUUUCUGGUGAACCUUCAUGCUGAGUAUGGAGACAUUGCAUCGUUUUACUUCACCGAUCAACUCUGUGUCAGCAUCAAGUCCCCAGAGCUGUUUAAAGAACAUCAAGCGGUCUUUGAUAGGCCUCCUCUCCUGUUCAAGUUGUUUGAGCCUCUCAUCACGCCAGACAGCAUCCAAUACGCCAACGGCGCAGACGGUCGUAAAAGACGGGACCUCACCGACAGAUGUUUUGGAUUUCAAGCUCUUCAGAACUUCAUUGAAAUUUUCAAUGAGAUCACAGAGCAGCUGGUGGAGAAGAUCUCAUCCCUACCUCCCGGGGAGCACAUCGCACUACACGAGACGGGUCUUAGUCUAGCCAUCAAGGGAAUCAUGCUGACAUCUUUUGGGGACUAUUUCAAGGACGACAAGAGCAUUAAUAACUUCAGGAAGGAUUAUGAUCUUGUCUGGAGUGAGAUGGAAGAGAGACUGAAAGGCGACAUUCCAGAGGAGGGAAGUGACCAAAUGAAGAGGUUUGAACAAGCCAGGGAUAGGCUGUAUUCCAUUGUCCAAAACGUGGCCGAUCAACGGAGGGCUAAUCCUCCCAGCCAAGAUAAAGAAGUUUUCAUCGACGUCCUUCUCAAAUCAGACUAUCCACAAGGCAGGCUGCAGGCUGACAUGAUUUCAUACAUGGUCGGAGGGUUCCACACUUCGGGGAACUUGUUUGCUUGGGCACUGUUCUUCUUAGCAGAACAUGAUAAGAUCCAGGAAAAACUGUACAACCAUGUGAUGGACAUCGUGGGCAAGACUGGACCGGUCAGCAUGCAAGACAUUGCAGAAAUGACGUACAUGAGGCAGGUGAUAGAUGAAACCCUUCGAGUCUCAAUUCUUGCCCCUUACGCUGCCAGAUACCAGGACUUUGACGUUACCCUAGGAGGUCAUGUGAUUCCAAAGGGGACUCCAGUAAUUCAUGCCUUGGGCGUCUCCUUGAUGUCUGAGAAGUACUUUCCAAACCCCAAAGUGUUUAAUCCGGAGAAUUUCUCUGCGGCUAACAUUAAGAGUCGCCCUCGCGAUGCAUUCCAGCCUUUUGGCUUCGCUGGCCGACGGGUGUGUCCGGGACAGCAAUUUGCCUACAAGGAAGUGGCCAUCUUCCUGGCGGUCUUCCUACGUGCCUUCAAGAUCGCCUUAGUCCCGGGUCAAAAACCGCAUCAUGUUCACGGUCUGGUCUCGCAUCUUGUCAACAAAGAUGGCGGGGACGUCUGGAUUACAGUUGAAAAACGUUGAGAUCCAUCAGUUUGUAAAUCUGGGGGGUGUUUCUCGAAGAGUUAGUAUGAUUUAGAGAGAUGCUUUUGUACCGACGUGCACAUGGCUCAUAAUGUGCGAUCUUAUUGAUUAUACGUAGUAGCGCGUAUCCUCUUAGCUUGACUUGGCAAAUGCAGUGAUGCCUUCUGGAGUGGAGCGUUGUGGCCCAGUGGAUUAGUCUUCUGACUCUGAAACAGAGGGUCGUGGGUUCGAAUCCCAGCCAUGGCGUAAUUUCCUUCAGCA